This is a messenger RNA of Medioppia subpectinata, 1905 nucleotides long. Lineage: Eukaryota; Metazoa; Arthropoda; Arachnida; Sarcoptiformes; Oppiidae. The record is from the annotation of a GenBank genome assembly.
AUGAAUGGAUUCCGUAGUCGUAUCGCUGUCUACGAUAAUAAUUCCGGUUAUAUAAGGAGCUAUAGUUUGGCGGAUAGACCGGGAAAUCCCGAUAUGGAAAGUGGACGUUGUGUUGACUCCCAUAACCAUACGCUCUGUUGUAGUAAUCGUAUCCUUCAAUCGAUUGAUGAUAUAAGUCAAAGCAAUAAUAAUAAUAAUAUUUUCACAAAAAUGGAUAAACUGUUAAAAUCGUGGAAUGAAUGUGAAGAAGAAGUGUCGGCUAAACUGAAGGGAGAAAUUCCGGAAUGGAUUAAUGGCCACAUGAUUAGGUUAGGACCGGGCAAAUGGGACCUAGGUGAUGAUUUCCGGCUUAAUCACUGGCUCGACGGCUGUGCACUUCUUUGUAAAUUUUCAAUAGAAAACGGAAAAGUUUUAUUCAAAUCAAAAUAUUUAGAGUCCGACGCCUAUAACAAAAUGGUAACGGUGAAUAAGCCGGUGUUUACCGAGUUUGGGACGCGAGCCUUCCCGGACCCGUGUAAGAACGUGUUCGCACGAUUCUUCUCGCAAAUAGUUCCCAGCGAUUUGACGGACAACGGAUGUAUUGGCAUAUAUCGACUCCGGGAUCAGUAUUACGCCGCUGGACGCGAGCCUUCCCGGACCCGUAACGUGUUCGCACGAUUCUUCUCGCAAAUAGUUCCCAGCGAUUUGACGGACAACGGAUGUAUUGGCAUAUAUCGACUCCGGGAUCAGUAUUACGCCGCCUCUGAGACCUGCAAUGUUUGGCGCUUUGAUAGCAACACAUUGAAUGCCAGAGAAAAAAUCAAUUUAGACAAACUGGUCGGGGUUAAUUUAGCCAGCUCGCAUGUACAGCACAUGCAUUCCGAGCCGUUUGCUUACAAUUUAACGUCAAGUUUUUUGAAAGGUUUAAAAUACCACAUCAUUAAAAUACCCGUUCAACACAACGGGCAAGAAUUGGAGCAAAACAAAGACGAGAGUGUAUUCGCAAAGGCGUCGAUUCUGGUGUCAGUGCCGUCGAGUUGGAGCACUUGUAUCACAUAUUAUCACAGCUACGGCAUCACCAAAAACUAUAUCGUAUUUCUGGAGCAGCCAUUGUUAGUGAAUGCGUUCAAAUUGGCCACUUGUACACCAAAAGGCAAACCAUUGAAGGAUUGCUUCGAGUGGUGUCCCGACGAAAAGACCAAGUUCUAUGUCGUGGAAAAGUCGAGCGGAAAAGUGGUUUCCAAAUAUCUUUCUGAAUCUAUUUUCCAUUUCCAUCACAUCAACGCCUAUGAAGACAAUAAUCAUGUCGUGUGUGAUAUCAUAACAUACGACGACUCGUCUAUACUUGAAAAGUGGACUUUAGAUAAGUUAAGAGCCAAUGAAUGGGAUGUCAAGAGUCCUCCCAUUCCUCGCAGAUAUGUCUUACCAUUGCCUACGGAUAAGAAAUUUGAAUUCGGGAAAAAUUUGGUUUCGCUUGAAAAUAGCGAAGCAAAGGCUGAGUUGAAUGAAAAGGGAAAUAUAUGGCUCACUCCCGAACAGUUGGGAAUUCCCGGCUUUGAAUUACCGACUAUUAAUUAUAAGCAUUUCAAUGGACGGAAGUAUAGAUAUUGCUAUGGAAGCGGUGUCUUUGAAAGGGGACACUUCGCUAAUGCCAUCUGCAAAUUAGAUGUCUUAACAAAAGAAGCCCUAAUAUGGAGGGAAUCGGAAACCCUAUAUCCGGGCGAAUGUGUAUUCAUUGGACGACCCGAUGCUGUCGAUGAAGACGACGGCGUUGUCUUAUGUAUUGUUUUAGACUCAGACGAAACGAAACCACAUUUCUUACUAAUACUGGACGCGAAGUCAUUCAAAGAGAUCGCCAGAGCGGAGAUCCAUAGGAAUGAGGCUCACAUUCCGGCCACUAUUCACGGCAUAUAUACUUCUAACUAA